Sinocyclocheilus anshuiensis is the source of this 4398-nucleotide messenger RNA. Its product is annotated as ephrin type-A receptor 3-like. The record is from RefSeq and is a predicted model, not a curated record. Gene Ontology annotation, molecular function: transmembrane-ephrin receptor activity; protein binding; ATP binding. The coding region runs from base 14 to 2833 and encodes 939 amino acids. The transcript is spliced from 16 exons. Lineage: Eukaryota; Metazoa; Chordata; Actinopteri; Cypriniformes; Cyprinidae. Gene Ontology annotation, cellular component: plasma membrane; dendrite. Gene Ontology annotation, biological process: protein phosphorylation; axon guidance; ephrin receptor signaling pathway.
CUCAACAGCUAUCAUGGAUUGCAAAACCUUAAUACUUUUCCUUUUUCUCUUCACGUUUAUUUCCAGCGCAGAAUUCAUUAUUCAUCCGUCCAAUGAAGUGAACCUUUUGGACUCCAAAGCAAGCCAAGGGGAGCUGGGCUGGAUAUCAUCCCCAUCCCACGGGUGGGAGGAAAUUAGCGGCGUGGAUGAGCACUACACACCCAUCCGGACCUUCCAGGUGUGCAACGUGAUGGAAUACAGCCAGAACAACUGGUUGAGGACCAACUGGAUUCCUCGCAAUUCUGCACAGAAGAUCUAUGUGGAGCUCAAGUUUACCCUGAGAGACUGCAACAGUAUUCCCAUGGUCCUGACCUGCAAAGAGACGUUCAACUUACACUACCUGGAGACUGAUGAAGACCAGGGAAGUAAGUUUCGCGAACACCAGUUCUCCAAAAUAGACACCAUCGCCGCCGAUGAGAGUUUUACUCAGAUGGACCUGGGCGACCGCAUCUUGAAGUUAAACACAGAGGUCCGUGAGGUAGGACCCAUGACUAAGACGGGCUUUUACCUGGCUUUCCAGGACGUGGGAGCCUGCGUGGCCCUAGUUUCGGUGCGGGUGUACUUUAAAAAAUGCCCUUUCACGGUGAGGAACCUGGCUAUGUUUCCCGACACGGUACCCACGGACUCACAGUCACUCGUGGAGGUUAGAGGCUCAUGCGUCAACAAUUCCAGAGAGGAGGAUCCGCCAAAAAUGUACUGCAGUACCGAGGGAGAGUGGCUGGUGCCUAUUGGGAAAUGCCUCUGCAACAUAGGAUACGAAGAACGGGGAGUCGCUUGCCAAGCCUGCCGGCCCGGCUUCUAUAAGGCCUCUUCUGGGAACGUCAAGUGCUCCAAGUGUCCGCCGCACAGCUACACACACCAGGAGGGAGCCGUGCACUGCGGCUGCGAGAAAAACUACUUCCGUGCGGAAGAGGACCCCGUCUCGAUGGCCUGCUCUCGACCUCCAUCUGCCCCACGCAAUGUGAUCUCUGCCAUUAAUGAGACGUCAGUGAUUCUAGACUGGACCUGGCCGGCUGACAGCGGAGGCAGGAAGGACGUGACAUUUAACGUGGUCUGUAAGCGUUGUUGGCCGGGUCCCAGGCAGUGUGAACCCUGUCGAGGGGCCGUGCGCUUCUUGCCCCGUGCCACCGGCCUCACUAACACCACAGUAACCGUGGUGGACCUCCUGGCACACACCAACUACACUUUUGAGAUCGACGCCCAAAAUGGAGUGUCCUCCCUGGCCCCCACGGUCCGCCAGUAUGCUGCGGUCACCAUCACUACCAACCAAGCAGCUCCAUCUGCAGUGACUGUCAUCAGGAAGGACCGAACAUCCAGAAACAGCAUCUCACUGUCAUGGAUGGAGCCAGAGAGACCCAAUGGGAUCAUUUUGGACUACGAGGUCAAAUAUUAUGAGAAGCAGGAACAAGAGACCAGCUACACCAUCCUGAGGUCAAAGGGCACAAACGUUACACUGAACGGACUAAAACCCGACACAAACUACCUGCUACAAAUCAGAGCGCGCACUGCGGCCGGAUACGGCGGUAGCAGUCGCAAGUUUGAGUUUGAGACCAGUCCAGACUCCUUUUCCAUCUCCAGUGAGAACAGUCAGGUAGUGCUGAUCGCUGUCUCCUCCGCCGUGGCCAUCAUCCUCCUCACUGUAGUGCUCUACAUUGUGAUUAGCAGGUUUUGUAGAUAUAGCAAGUCCAAACAUCCAGAUGAGAAGAGGCUGCCCUUUGGCAACGGCCACUGGGAGUUUGGAGAGGUGUGCAGUGGCCGAUUGAAGCUGCCGUCUAAGAAGGAGAUAUGUGUGGCCAUCAAGACGCUCAAAGCCGGAUACACAGAGAAGCAAAGGCGGGACUUCCUCAGUGAAGCGAGCAUCAUGGGACAGUUCGACCACCCCAACAUCAUCAGGUUGGAGGGUGUGGUCACACGCAGUAAACCCGUGAUGAUAGUGACCGAGUACAUGGAGAAUGGCUCUUUGGACGGCUUCCUGCGAAAACACGACGCCCAGUUCACAGUGAUUCAGCUGGUGGGCAUGCUACGUGGCAUCGCAUCUGGUAUGAAGUAUCUGUCGGAUAUGGGUUACGUGCACAGAGAUUUGGCUGCUCGGAACAUCCUGGUCAACAGCAACCUGGUGUGUAAAGUGUCAGACUUCGGCUUGUCCAGAGUGCUGGAGGACGACCCGGAAGCCGCCUACACCACGAGAGGUGGCAAGAUUCCAAUCCGAUGGACCGCGCCAGAGGCCAUCGCCUAUCGCAAGUUCACCUCGGCCAGUGACGUAUGGAGCUACGGGAUUGUCCUAUGGGAGGUCAUGUCUUACGGAGAAAGACCCUAUUGGGAGAUGUCCAAUCAGGACGUGAUAAAAGCAGUGGAUGAGGGUUAUCGUCUUCCCCCACCCAUGGAAUGCCCUGCCACACUUUACCAGCUGAUGCUAGACUGCUGGCAGAAGGAUCGAAACAACCGGCCGAAAUUUGAGCAGAUUGUCAGCAUCCUGGACAAGCUCAUCCGCAACCCCAGCAGUCUCAAAAUCACGGCCAGCACCGCGUCCAGACCGGUGAAUCUGCUUCUGGACAGGACCAGCACUGACAUCACUUCCUUUCACACAAUGGGUGAUUGGCUGGAGAGUGCGAGGACGUUGCCCUGUAAAGAUGCAUUCCGUGGGGUCAGCUACAGCUCCUGUGAUACACUGGCCAAAACCUCAGCAGAGGACUUCAAGAAAGUCGGUGUGACGAUCGUUGGACCUCAGAAGAAGAUCGUGAGCAGCCUAACAACACUUGAAACACACUCAAAGAACGGUCCAGUUCCUGUGUAAAAUUAAAAACGAGCGACUGAAAUGAAAGACACCUAAACGAGAUUGAUGCUGCUUUGGCUUUAACAGACAGGAAGUAAAUAUUAAACGAAAAGAGGAAGUGGAACUACAAUUCUUGAACACAUGUGCGAAGCAGAACAACCUUCCUGGAGAAAGAUCAUGUCUUCCCGGGCACGAGGUGCAAAGACGAUGAGCCAGCGAUUGUCGGCGAGAGAGGCGGAUGAGCGCGGGCCUCGUGUUUAGGAGUCUACGGUUACGCCGCAUGGCUCCUCCUAGAGGACAGAAGCCGGUCCGAUCCGAACGGAUUUAACGAAGAGCUCUUCACAUGUGGCAGGGGAGCAUUAAAAAGCCUUCAGGAAAAGCUUUGCAUAAGCAUCCGUCUUCCUUUUGGAAGGUAGCACUUCAGAGAGGCAAUAGCUUGCACCCCAGAGUUUUGGUGGUUUCUUGUAGAAAAGCCCCCUUUAUUAAUUCUUCUGAAGAACGGCAGGAGAAAUACAGCUGGUUACUGUUAGAGCAAUCUGGUGAUGCUUGUUAGGAUCUGACACGUUUGGCUAUAUAUUUGAUAAUUAAACAUUAAUCUGCAAGUGCAGAGAGCCAUUCUCCAGAAUCAGGGAUUUAGUAGUGGAGACCUUGGGUAAACAUGCCAUUUUAAAGGUUUAUUUGUUAAUGUAGCCCAUGACAUGUUUGUUUGCACCACUGUGUUCAGAUGAUAUAUGAAUUCAUUAUCAAAUAAAAACAGUACAAUAUAAAGAAAAUAAACUGUUUACUAGAAUCAGUAACAGUCAUAAUGCAUCACAUGAGAAAAGCAGACAGAAUAGAGUGAUGAUGUGUUUUUGCAGGCCAACCCAAAUGUUAGUAUCACCAAUAGAACUUUGCCAUUGGUUUUUGGAUUAUUGCUGAAAAUAGGCUCUUACACUUCCAGAGCUUAUUUUAGGCAUUUAACCAAAAGUCCAUUCACAAAAUCUAUUGACGAUGGAAGCGGAAGUGCUAAAUUGCAAACUUGUUUCUAAAUUUUGACCUGCAAAUAUAUGUCAUACCUGCAACUCUCUAUACCAGCAGGAUUUGGACAGUCUCAGAUAUGAUGAGGUAAAUGGGCUGUGUUCGAAAUAAAAUACUAGCUUACUACAUACUGAACACUCCCCGUAUUGUUUAGUAUGUGAAACAAAAGAUUUUGCAGCAACAUGUUAAAUAAUUGUCACGUGACCUCAUCUUGGUUAAGUCAGCGACAUCCAAUUAUCAACUUGAAAAUAAAUCAGGUUCCUUCGCAUUUUUAAUCCAAUUAUGUGUAAAAUUCAUACUGAAAUCAUGUUGACUUGAUUUCAAUUUGACUCGAUUCACCUCAGAUAUGGCUUCACUUUUCGUUUGUCCCCACAGAUGCUCUCCAUUCCGGCAACACCUACUUUUCCCAAUCCAAAUCAGUUCCCAAUUGAUUAAACAAAGUCCCAUUUUUUUCUCGUUGAAUAUCCUGGAAUCAGAUUAUGGAAAGAAAAUUAGUUGUUAAUGUCACUUCACAUUGAGUUUAACAUUUGGCAACCAAUCAAAUAAUGAGUCAAGAAAGAUAAUUAAAG